AUGGUUGCUUGGGAGAAUGAAGUAGUAAUGCGUGACGUCACCAAUGCGGGUCUCGUUGUCAGCGAUCGCAUUGGCCGGGAAAUUGCGGGGCAGCUCGACCUUGAAGAAGCUUUAGAGGCUUCGAGAUACUCCAGCCAUCCUUACUCAACCCAUCCGCGCGAGUGGCCUCCUUUGGUUGAAGUUUUGGACAAUUGGGAGUUGCCUCCUGUGUUGAUUGAAAGAUAUAAUGCAGCUGGUGGAGAAGGAACAGCUUUAUGUGGUAUUUUUCCAGAAAUACGAAGGGCGUGGGCAUCAGUCGAUAACUCCUUAUUUCUUUGGCGAUUUGAUAAGUGCGAUGGUCAAUGUCCCGAAUAUAGUGGGGAAGAACAAGCAAUUUGUGCUGUUGGUUUGGCAAAAGCCAAACCUGGUGUUUUUGUUGAAGCCAUCCAGUAUCUUCUUGUGUUGGCAACUCCUGUUGAGCUGAUCCUAGUUGGAGUAUGUUGUUCUGCAAGAGGUGAUGAAACCGACCCGUACGCAGAGGUUUCUCUUCAGCCAUUGCCAGAAUAUACCAUUCCAUCUGAUGGAGUCACCAUGACAUGCAUCACCUGCACUGAUAAGGGUCUCAUAUUUCUGGCUGGCCGAGAUGGCCAUGUUUAUGAACUGCAAUAUACGACUGGUUCAGGUUGGCAAAAGCGCUGUCGUAAAGUUUGCUUAACUGCUGGUCUUGGUAGUGUUAUCUCGAGGUGGGUUGUGCCUAAUGUUUUCAAAUUUGGAGCCAUGGACCCAAUUGUUGAAAUGGUUGUUGAUUCGGAGAGACAUAUUUUAUACGCACGUACAGAGGAGAUGAAAAUUCAAGUGUUCUCUCUUGGGCCGAAUGGAGAUGGCCCGCUGAAGAAGGUGGCAGAAGAGAGAAACUUGAUCCCUCAGAGGGAGGCAAACUAUGGGUCCAGACAACAAGCAGGGUCAAGGGCCCCUUCUCGUCCAACAAAGCCUUCUAUAGUUUCUAUAUCACCUUUAUCUAUGUUAGAAUCAAAGUGGUUGCAUCUCGUUGCCGUUCUGUCAGAUGGGCGAAGAAUGUACCUUUCCACUACCACUACUGGUGGAAGUGGUGGGGCUGCUGGAGGUUUUGGUGGUCUUGGUAACCGGGGGCCAAGUUGCUUGAAGGUUGUGACGACAAGGCCAUCUCCUCCUAUAGGGGUGAGUGGUGGGCUUGCUUUUGGAGCCCUGUCUCUUGCUGGAAGAUCCCAGAGCGAUGAUCUAUCUCUGAAAAUUGAGUCAGCCUAUUAUUCUUCUGGGACUCUUGUCCUUUCUGACACAUCUCCAUCUGCUGUGUCGUCACUUUUGAUCGUGACCAGGGAUCCUACAACCCAAUCUCUCUCAUCUGCUGGCUCGGGAGCUGUUUUAAGGAGUGCUCGCGCCCUCAGAGAAUCAGUGUUGUCUCUUCCCGUGGAAGGCAGAAUGCUUUUCGUGGCAGAUGUUUUGCCCCUUUCGGACACAGCUUCAGUAGUGCAGUCUCUAUAUUCAGAACUAGAACUUUGCAGAUUUUGUAGCUCAUGGGAGUCCUGUGAAAAGACUUCCAGUAAACUUUGGGCUAGAGGUGAUCUAUCUACUCAACAUAUAUUACCACGAAGGAAGAUAGUCAUAUUCAGUACCAUGGGUAUGAUGGAAGUAGUUUUCAAUAGACCUAUUGACAUUCUGAGACGACUACUGGAGUCUAACUCACCAAGAUCACUUCUUGAAGACUUCUUUAACCGUUUUGGUGCUGGAGAGGCGGCCGCAAUGUGCUUGAUGCUUGCUGCACGUAUAGCAAACACUGAAACCUUCAUAAGCAAUGUUGUGACUGAGAAGGCAGCUGAAGCUUUUGAGGACCCCAGAGUUGUUGGAGUUCCGCAGUUUGAGGGCAGUGGCGCAUUGUCCAACACAAGGUCUGCAGCCGGCGGAUUCAGCAUGGGUCAGGUUGUUCAAGAAGCUGAGCCUGUAUUUUCGGGUGCUCAUGAAGGGCUCUGCCUGUGCUCGUCGAGGUUACUUUUACCAGUUUGGGAGCUUCCUGUUUUUAUCAUCAGAGGCGGUUCAGGAUCUUCGGAUGCUAUGUCAGAAGAUGGGAUCAUAACAUGCAGGCUCUCAGUCGGGGCUAUGCAUGUUCUCGAGGACAAGAUUCGCUCUCUGGAGAAGUUUUUGAGGUCUAGAAGGAAUCAAAGGCGUGGGCUCUAUGGGUGUGUGGCCGGCAUGGGAGAUGUAACUGGUUCAAUUUUGAUUGGAAGUGAUCUAGUUGCAGGGGACAGAAGUAUGGUGAGGAAUCUUUUUGGUUCAUACUCCCGUAAUAUUGAUUCAGCUGAGGUUGGAUCAUCAAACAAGAGACAACGACUUCUUUAUAGUCCAUCCGAACUAGCUGCCAUGGAGGUGAGGGCUAUGGAGUGUAUCAGGCAGUUGCUUCUUAGAUGUGGGGAAGCUCUCUUCUUACUGCAACUUCUAUCACAACAUCUCAUGGCACGCUUGACUCAAAGUUUUGAUGCGACUACUCGUCAAGCUAUAGUUCAGUUAACAUUCCACCAAUUAGUUUGUUCAGAAGAAGGAGAUCGACUAGCAACAAGGCUUAUAUCUGCUUUAAUGGAGUAUUACACUGGUCCUGAUGGCAGGGGAACUGUGGAUGACAUUAGUCAUAGACUGGGUGAGGGUUGUCCGAGCUAUUACAAAGAGAGUGAUUACAAAUUUUAUGUUGCUGUGGAAUUCCUGGAGAGAGCUGCUUCUACAUCUGAUGUUGAAGAAAGGGAAAAUUUGGCUAGGGAAGCUUACAACAAUUUAAGUAAAAUUCCUGAAUCUGCUGAUUUGCAAACUGUUUGUAAGCGUUUUGAAGAUCUGAGAUUCUAUGAAGCUGUAGUUCGUUUACCUCUGCAAAAAGCCCAGGCUGUUGAUCCUGCUGGUGAUGCUUUCAAUGAUCAAAUAGAUGCUGGGAUCCGUGAUCACGCCCUUUCUCGACGUAUGCAGUGUUAUGAAAUUGUUACUAAUGCUUUGCGCUCUCUGAAGGGUGGCACUUUGCAAAAGGAAUUUGGGUCUCCUAUCAGGCCAGCUGUCCAAUCUGUUCUUGAUCAAGCCUCUCGCAAAAAGUACAUAUGCCAGAUAAUUCAUCUCGGUGUUCAAUCUUCAGAUAGAGUUUUUCACGAGUAUCUGUAUCGAACAUUAAUUGAUCUAGGCCUUGAUGAUGAGUUGUUGGAGUAUGGUGGUCCAGAUUUGGUUCCUUUUUUGCAAAAUGCUGGUCGUGACCCUACAAAUGAGGUCCGUGCUAUUUCUUCUGUUGCAUCGCCAAUCAUGCCCUUUGGGCAUUCUAGGGGCCCUGUUGCAUCAAAUCAGAUAAAGUACUUUGAGCUUCUGGCACGAUACUAUGUUUUGAAGCGUCAACAUGUUCUUGCUGCUCAAAUAUUAGUGAGGCUAGCUGAAAGACGUUCAACUGAAGCUGGAAAUACUCCGACACUUGAACAAAGGCGUCAAUACUUGAGUAAUGCUGUUCUGCAGGCAAAGAGUGCCAAUGAGGGGGACAGUCUGAAUGCUUCUGUUCGGGGUGCUAUUGAUAAUGGGCUUCUUGAUUUACUUGAAGGGAAGCUUGCUGUUCUUCAAUUUCAGAUGAAGAUCAAGGAAGAACUGGAGAACUUGACUUCAAAAUUGGAAGCUUCUCCUGAAAGAUCUGAAUCAAAUGCAAAUGGCUCAUCACCUGAUAAUGGUUACGUUGCUGAUGCCAAUUUUGUUGAUGCUGUUCGAGAAAAAACAAAGGAGUUAUCAGUAGAUUUAAAGACCAUCACUCAAUUAUACAAUGACUAUGCCGUUCCUUUUGAACUCUGGGAGAUAUGCCUGGAAAUGUUAUACUUUGCAAGCUAUUCUGGUGAUGCUGACAGCAGUAUUGUUAGAGAGAUUUGGGCUAGGCUCAUUGAUCAGGCUCUCACGAGAGGCGGUAUUGCUGAAGCUUGUGUAGUACUGAAGAGGGUUGGUUCUCAUGUUUUUCCUGGGGAUGGAGCUGUUUUACCCUUGGAGACACUAUGCCUUCACCUUGAGAAGGCUGCUCAGGAGAGAGUGGUUUCGGGGAUCGAGCCCGUUGGAGAUGAAGAUAUUGCAAGGGCCCUUGUUGCUGCUUGUAAGGGUGCAAUAGAGCCAGUGCUCAACACCUACGAUCAGUUGCUGUCGAGCGGAGUAAUUCUGCCGUCUCCAAGUUUAAGGUUACGACUGCUGAGGUCAGUUCUGACAGUGCUUCGCGAGUGGGCCAUGUCGGUGUUUGCACAGGGAAUGGGCACAAGUGCAGCUGGGGCUUCUCUGAUCCUAGGCGGACCGUAUUUGCGGGGCCAAACUACUCUUUUAAAUCAAGGCGCACGUGAUAAGAUCACUAGCGCAGCAAAUAGGUACAUGACAGAGGUGCGUAGGUUGCCCCUUCCUCAAAAUCAGACGGAGGCUGUCUACAGAGGUUUCCGGGAGCUGGAAGAGUCGCUCUUGAGUUCCUUCUCCUUCUGA
Messenger RNA from Striga hermonthica, 4473 nucleotides. Lineage: Eukaryota; Viridiplantae; Streptophyta; Magnoliopsida; Lamiales; Orobanchaceae. The record is from the annotation of a GenBank genome assembly.